Molecule: messenger RNA, 1341 nt
Organism: Fusarium poae
Lineage: Eukaryota; Fungi; Ascomycota; Sordariomycetes; Hypocreales; Nectriaceae
Exons: 3
Coding region: 1-1341 (446 amino acids)
Source: RefSeq, a predicted model, not a curated record
AUGAGCCACAAAAACCCUACCCUGGAUGGAAUGCCUCGCACCGACGAAACAGUUGAGACAGGGCCUUCGGACGACGCUCGCUCGGGUCUUCAGGAUAUCAUUGUCAUCGACUCUGAUAGCGAUGAACCUGGGAUUUCUUCUUGUACCCUUUCAUCUGAUACUCUCGAUGGAAUUGAUCUCACCGCCAGUGUCAAAGAGUUUAGUGAAAGAUGUCUCAAUAGUCUCCCUCUUAACCUCAUGGCCACUGACUUCAAGAACUGCUACUUCUAUAACUCAAACCAGCGCCUUGAAGAAGCCAAGGCGAGCGGUGUCGAUCUUGAUGAUCUUGCUGUCGGCGAUGAUUGUCUUUUGACUUGGUGUGGACGCACUUGGGAUCCUGCUGCAGAAUCUCUGCACGACAUCAUUCAGUCUAGCCUCGUCACAAGAGAUGAAGCUCAACAAGUCGGAAAAUUGGUGCGUGAGGACAUCAUCUGGAAGACAGGCGUGAUGCUGUAUGAGGCCAGUGGUGCAGCAGCAGAGGAUGCGAUCCGAUAUCUGCAUCAAAAGGACGAGGAUGAGCAGCAUACUCCAGAUGAUGACGAAGAUUGUACCUUAUUUUCCAGCGAUUUUGAGGCUGAGCAGGCAUCCGAUACUGGAGCAGGAUCGCUAUCCCAAAGCACGACCCUUGUGUUGUCUGAUGAUUCCACCUCCUUGAGCCUUGAUUCUUUCUGCUUCUCCGACCCUGGCAACGAUAGUGAUAUCGAUAGCGAGUCUGAACCCGACAUCGGUCCUGAUGAUAUCGACGACUUUGACGACACGUUCUCGGCCGAUAACAUGUUUGAUCCCGAACCGCACUAUCCCGAUUCAGACAGUGAAGAGCUGAACAUCUUCCAUGGCGCCCGAGUCGUAGGUGUUCCGUCUCAACAUGCGGAUGUUGAUCUCGAGAUCUACGAAGCAUCCGAUGAAGAUGACGUCGAAGACCUACCAGAGAUGGAGCUUUGUGUUGACGGAGAGCUAUAUGAAGAGUUAUUCAACAUUGAUGAGAUAUUUGACGUCGAGAUCGAAGGAAGUCGCAUAAUAUGUACGGGAGAACUCUUCGGAGAAGGAGAGGAGAUAAUCGUCGAUGGUCCGGAGGAUGAAGUUGCAGGUUCUGGCUCCCAACAAGAUGAAAAUGGCUCGGCUCUUGAGUCUCCCGAAGAGGACCAUGGAGGACAGAUGUUUCGGCAGCGAUUCGGCGUUGGAGAUGAAGCCAUUAGUGGUUCUCUUUCCAAGUCUUGGGAGUGCCUUGAUGGGGAACAAGCUACCCAACAUGAAAACUCCGACAGCAUCUUCCGAGAUACUGAAGAUGGAUUUAUGUGGUGA